Messenger RNA from Neurospora tetraspora, 4311 nucleotides. RefSeq lists its product as uncharacterized. NCBI's taxonomy places the organism in Eukaryota, Fungi, Ascomycota, Sordariomycetes, Sordariales, Sordariaceae. The record is from RefSeq and is a predicted model, not a curated record. Bases 148 to 4086 code for a protein of 1312 amino acids. The transcript has a single exon.
UGAACCGAUUCUCAUCUUGAUGCUGCCACGGCUUCUCUUCUCAUCAACAACGACUCGCUCGAUCGCUUUGUCGAUUCAUAACAAGCGCUCGACCCUGAAUAAACUUCAAUCUAACAUGUCCGGGAAACCGGACAUGCCAUCGUGACCAUGGUUGCCUCGGGCCUCUGCCGCGUGGCGGCGACUGCACGCGUACGGCGACCAGCAUCAUGGGUCACCUUCAAGUCGGCCGUUAUCGUCCACCAUCCUCUUCGCCAUCACCUGGCCCAUCGCAUCCGCAUUCACCCUCACCACCGCGAGUUUCUCCGCCCAACAACGGCUUCUUCUGCUCCACAACUGGCCGUGACGGAACAACCAGACCGUCUGGCCCUUGAAGCUCCGCCCUGCUUGCCAUCCCGAUCACUUAAGGCAAAAAAGUGGCGAAAAAUCCGAGAUGCUACAAGUAAGGCUCUGGAGUGCCUCACUGAUAUAAACAAAACUCAACAAGAUAUUCAAGAGGCUCUCCAAGUCCUGGUCCGUACGUACAAUUCAGUAUCUGGGUUCUACACAGACAUCAAGGUCCAUACAACCGCGUACAGAGACUUUGCAGCUUGUCGUACCGCCGUGGACAUCGCCGGAUCUGCGGUAGAGGCCCGGGAAGCCCUGUGGGAAGCCGAUGUCAAUUUAAAGGAGGCGCAAAAGGAGCUAGACCUUGCCUUGGCUCCAGGAGCGGAUGCCCAGGAUGUAGAACUCAAAGCCGAGCAGGUCAGAACCUGCGAAGCUGCGCGUACGGCGCGUGAAAAAGAAUUCAGAGAGGCCAACGAGGCAGUCCUAGAGUCAUCGGGGAUUUUCCUCAACACACCACAUCCACAGACGCGCAAACAAGCGGAGAUUAAGAGGGAGGACUAUGAGUGGAUGCUUCGUGCCGUUGAGGAGAUACUAAAGUAUCGUGAUUGGUUAUAUAUGAAAGCUAAGCAACUCCGCGCCGCCUCCAUUGCUGCAGACAAACUCAACCGUUCCUGUGAAGCAGGGAAAGAAACGGCAGCGACGCCAAUCGAGCAAUCGGCAAACGAGCAGAUAGAGCAACCGGCCGAGGCAGAGCAACACAAUGACAUGGAAAACGUCAGAGAGCGACCUACACCAAUCGAAGAGUAUGAAGACGAGCCCGAGCGAGUCAAAAACCUCGAAUCAUCCAAGCUCUACCAGCGCCCGACGAUCAGACUCAACGAGACGACCACCGAAACCAAGUCCAUCCAGCUCAAGGAUUCUCUGGUCGACCACUACCCCCCUAUCGCCUUUCCGUUCAAAGUAACAACAACCGUCAUGGAGACGCUCCAUAAGCUUUUCGAGGAGUGCUGCUACCAAUUUGCCCUCGCACACAUCCCCCAUCACCUGGCCGAGCGAAAUUGGGACUGCCCCGAAGCCGUCGAGUUAAGCACGUGGCACUGGACCUUCAGCGAGCUGCUCCGGAGCAAUCCCCGCUAUGUCUUCGCGUUCGACACCGACUACGCGUUCGAAAAGGCCGUGCCCGCGAGGCGCCGCGUCACCUACGUGUACAAUCACCUUCUCGCCCUCAAGGUUAUUCGUAACCAAACAGUCCAUCCUAGGCCCCUUAACCCCAUGGUGCUGCCGAAAAUACUCCGCCGCGCGGGCGAGCUCGCGCGCCUGUUCCGCGACCGCCGCCUCCAGCAGGACAUCCAGCAGCUCUCCUCCGAGAUCACUCGCGUUUUGGCGGCCCUGCAGACCCGCCGGGCCGAAAGCCUCAAGGCAGGCCGCACGCAUGAACUCUACCACCAGAUCGUGGCUGACAAGGCCGCCGUGCAACGUAUCCGGAAUCGACUGCCCAGCCCACAAGUCUCGGCCUCCCAGGAGCGCUGGGCCGCGUGCGCCAUGUUCGAAAAGGACAUAGAACGCCUGAUGGAGGCGUUACCGGUCGCUAUCCAGGCAGAUGAGGAGGCCAGGCUCCAGGCAGAACUCCCGCCGCUCGUCGAGAUGGCAGAGAAAAUGGCCGCGCAGGUGGAAAAGAGGAACGCGGAAAUGCAGCUAAGGCUGGAGGCCGUGCGCAAGUCGAGAUCGGACAUGGUGCUGGGAACGAUGCAAUUUGUGUUGGACAAGCAUGUGCGUAGGAUGAGGAACGGGUGGUUUCCGUAUUUUAAGCCGUUGGGCCGGGAGAGGGAGCUUGGUGUCGUGGGUUCGCCUCUUCCGUCGGCUGAGCAGGGGGGCCCGCAGGAGAAGCUUGAACCGCAUGAGCGUCAUGGGCACCAGGAGCAUCCGGAGCCACAGGAGCAACAGGACGAAAAAGCCGGUCUGGGACUAUCCUGUCUGGAAAAAACGUCCCACGCGCGCAGAGCGAUGAUCAGGAACGCCUUGGCUCGGGAUUUACAACGGGAGGAGCGCGAAUGCGAACGCGAGCAGGCCAACGCUGAUGUUGAUGCACACGCCGACGCCACGGGCAUGCCUACAGAGGAGGAACGAUUUAGGCCAGGAUGUGUACCCUCUAUACCAGAAGAAGAAAUGUGGAAUGCUGCUCGAAAAGCAAGUGAAGAGGAGAACCCUUUCUGGGUGCAGCCUUCCUUCGGUGCCAGCCAAUACUUGACGGAGCAGCAACGGUACGAGCCUCGACAGAGAAGGCAACGGCAACGGCAACAGGAGGAGAACCUCGAGGCUGCCAAGUGGAAUGACGAGGCUGCAGACAAGUUCGAAAGCGGCGACAUGGCCCCAGACGGCUACCGCGCCACUACCAGCGCGUUCUUCGAAAUGCUGGAGAGAAGGGAAAAGCCACCUGUGGAAGAUUUCAAAAAGAGGGCUAUGAAGGAGAUGGCAGCUGCGGCGGCGAAGGCGACGAAGGCGGAGCAGGAAGGGGAAAAUGAGGAGCAAGUCGAAGCCGGAGAAGACCGCCGCACGUUCAUGAAAUUCUUGAAUGAAUACAAGGCUCUGUCCGAGGAAAAUUUCAUGAAGAAGGGCAUGUCGCGGCGAGCUGCGGGCCUUGCGUACAUGAAGCAGAGUAGGGCACUAGAGAGGGAGUACAUAUGGCAGAGAAGGACACUCGAGAAGCAGAUGAAAAUAUUACAGGAGGAGAUAUUCAUGAUAGGGAAGGAGAUGAAACUGUUGAACAUGGAAAAGAGAAGGCUAGAGGUAAAGAGGGAGAGGGAGAAAGCGAAGGGGGAGAUGGCAAAGGCGGAAAAGAAACAGGGAAGAGACGAUGAGGACAAAAACAAAAACGAACUCGAACCCGCCGCUGUCGACGAUGUCGACGAUAAAGCUGCUAUCAACGAUGGCAUAAAGGCACUAGCGGAGUUGGCUAUAAAGAGGAAAAAACUCAUGUUAAAGAUUGAAAGCCUCAAAGAGAGAAAGCGAACAAUAAGAGGGGUCAGCAAAAAGUUCAAAGAACUCGACUCGGCCCGGCCCAUCGUCUGGAUCAAGAUCGACCACACAGAAAAGGCCGCCACCGAUGGCCCGUCCAGUCACUUGGUAGCAAAGGAGGCUGAUUUCGAUAGCCCUAUUGAAACGGGUCCGGAAGCCGCUCGGGAUGGAGGUGACCUCCCCGCAGUCGGCAGCGAGGUUACGGAUGUCGAUGUUAAUGUUGAUACCAAUACCGGCACGGAGCUGACCGAGACCGAGGCCGGGAGGACUAGUAUUGAGGAGGGGGUAGUUGACGCUGAUGUCGAGGGUGCCUCGUUUGAGUUGUCUCCCGAGGAGGCGGCGAUGAAGGCGUUUCUUGAUGGACGGCAGACUCAGACUCAGACUCGGACUCAGGCUGAGGCUGAGGCUGCGCAGGAGGUUGCUGAGGAGGUUGCACCCAAGGAUACUGGUCUCGAGGCUUCUGUUGAGGCUAUCCCUGCCGGAGAGGUUGCUGUUGAGAAGGUUGCAACUCUCGAGAUCUCUGUCGUCGAACCUUUUAACCCUGAGACCACCGCCCUCCAGGAGGUUACUGCUGAAGAGACGGCCCUGACAACAACAUCUGUCAACGAGGAGACCCCACCACUCUUCCUUCCGACGCCGAGACCCCCGCGGGGGGAGGUCCUUGACGAAUCUAGCUCUCUACGUCUCCCGAAGAGGUCUCUAAGGACUCUACCUCUCUACCUCUGCCGAAGAACGUCUCGGCCCUAACCAGUCGUGGAUGUGAAGGAGGAGGUGAAGGAGAGGGUGAAAGAGGAGCAAAAGUGAUGUUAUAGCUAACUAUUUGGGCAAUGGGUGUGAUAAUGUGUAGGAUAGUGUUGUCCCGUUUUGUUUUCUUCGAGUUUUUGUCAUGUUCCUGUUUGGUAGCUUUUUGCAAUUUGUUUGCGAUGUUAAAGGGAUAAAAGGGCCCAGUCCGAAAAAAAAUAAAAUCUUGAA